Strongylocentrotus purpuratus (purple sea urchin) is the source of this 1549-nucleotide messenger RNA. RefSeq names its product lysosomal amino acid transporter 1 homolog (gene slc66a1). The record is from RefSeq and is a predicted model, not a curated record. Bases 347 to 1420 code for a protein of 357 amino acids. NCBI's taxonomy places the organism in Eukaryota, Metazoa, Echinodermata, Echinoidea, Camarodonta, Strongylocentrotidae. The transcript has 9 exons.
GUCUAUUGUUUUACUCCAAAUCUUGUGACUGAUCUGCGAUAGCUGAUGUCAGUGGAUGAGGAUGAACGGGUGUAGUUUGCGCUCUCAAAAGUGUACACAGGCGUGAAUCGAGGCCGAGGGUUUAUCACGAGUAGCCUAACGAUAACAAAGAGAAUGACGGAGAUGCUAUCAGGCUGAGUUGGAGACUCAUCAUUUCACAGAUUCAGUAAUGAAUGCUAUAGAAAAGGAAACUGAGAUUAAUCGAGUCUGAGAAGUGGCUGUCGGAUCACUAGAGGCUAGAGCUGGUGGCCGUCUUGGAGACACUCAAUAACAGGAAUUGUUGUGGUGCAAAUCAAAGUCGGAGAGGAUGGCGGGCUACUCACCGAUAAAGCUUCUUUCGAUGCCGUAUGGUUCACAUGAUCAUGAGCUGUACAAUUAUGGUCAGAAACACUUCAACUGUUCUGUCGAGCCUUACUAUGUUCCCUGGAUCUGGACCUUGUUCGGGGAAUGUGUGACAAAUGCGGUGGAAUAUACAGGUUUCAUUCUGGGUCUUAUUCAGCUUCUUUGCUGGAUCCUUGUAAUGUUCCCGCAAUUCUAUGAGAACUUCAAGAGGGGUAAAAUGGAUGAGGCCAUUGCUCCAGCUUUCUUGAUUCUGUGGAUGUUUGGUGAUUUAUCCAAUCUAGUAGGAUGUCUUCUAACUCAUCAACUAUUCACACAGCUAGCGACUGCCGUUUACUACCUAUUUAUGGAUGCCCUUAUCAUUUCACAGUUCACCUAUUACUACUUCAAGAAUAAGAAGAACAAGGUCUAUGUUGUCGACUCUUCACAAGAAAACCCUGCUGUCCAAACCAGAGAUCAGGACCAUUCCCACAUCAUCUACUGCUGUACCUUCCUCCUCUCUACCUCACUGCUUGUCUCAUUACCAUGGCAACAAGGUCAAAGUUCAUCUCCUCUAAGGUCAAGUGGUACUGGCAGGUCUCUUCUGUCCGUCGUCGACUCUAAUACUAGUAAUACCACCGAGCCACCAUGCUUAUUGUACUACAAGGGGAAUUGUGUUUUCUUUGAUUCAUUGGAUAUAUUUGGAUAUGUGUGUGGCUGUUUAUCAGGUGUAUUCUAUGUGGGAUCUAGGAUACCUCAACUUAUACAAAAUUAUCGAAGACAGUCCGUAGAGGGCGUAUCUAUCUUAAUGUUCAUCUUGACGGUGACAGGUAACGUCUUCUACGGCGCAUCGGUCCUCAUGGAGGAUACAUCUACAGUGUUUCUCAUCAGGCAUUUACCAUGGCUUGUCGGCAGUCUUGGGACGCUCUUCUUCGAUUGCAUCAUGCUGACCCAGUUUGCCCGUUUCAGAUACUGCCGAUCAGAGAGGCUUCGAUCAGCUCAUGAAGACGAGGAUAGGAAAAAGCUGCUCAAUGGAGUGAAUGGAGCGAAUGGAUCGUUAUGAGGAAGAUCCUGACAGCUAGCCUGCUCAGUGCCACGCUGAGAAGCAGAAGGGUGUUAAAGAAUAUCCUUUUAAAGUCUGUCUGCACUAGUUUAGCCAGGGGGAUUAUACCUCCCUGCAACGUCACUGACA